GGGUGCAGCUCCCACUGAGAAGGAAGCAGAGUUUCCGGCUGUUUGCAGCGGAGCGAGCGGGUUGGUGACGCCGAGAAAAACGCCACCGGCUCGGGGGCUCGUCGUUUCAGGCUUCGGUAGUUUCCUCUUUUCUUAUCUGGAGGAAGUACAUUUUCUACGGAACCAGGAGGAGCUGAGUAGAAAGCCGAGCGAAGAAGCUGCAGACGGCGGAGGUUAGCCACCAGCUACCGGCAUGGCCAGGGACUACGAUUACCUCUUCAAGCUGCUCAUCAUCGGUGACAGCGGAGUGGGAAAGAGCAGUCUCCUUUUGCGGUUCGCAGACAACACAUUUUCAGGUAGCUAUAUCACCACGAUAGGAGUGGACUUCAAGAUCCGGACGGUGGAGAUCAACGGGGAGAAGGUGAAGCUGCAGAUCUGGGACACGGCGGGCCAGGAACGCUUCCGAACCAUCACCUCCACAUACUACAGAGGGACGCACGGGGUCAUAGUGGUUUAUGACGUCACGAGUGCCGAGUCCUUCGUCAACGUCAAACGAUGGUUACAUGAAAUCAACCAGAACUGUGACGACGUGUGCCGAAUAUUAGUGGGAAACAAGAACGACGACCCGAGCUCCAAGGUGGUGGAGACGACCGACGCUCAGAAGUUCGCAGAGCAGAUGGGAAUCAGCCUGUUUGAGACGAGCGCGAAGGAGAACAUCAACGUUGAAGAGAUGUUUAACUGCAUCACAGAGCUGGUGUUAAAAGCCAAGAAGGAGGUGCUGGCCAAGCAGCAGCAGCAGCAACAGAACGACGUGGUCAAACUGACCCGGAACAGUAAACGGAAGAAAAAGUGCUGCUAGCGAAGCGGCGCCGAAAGGCCGCAGGCGUCCUCUCUCUCUCUCCUCACACUCUCACACCACCACACGGGACUCAGAGCGUCUAAAUUAAAGAGCAGAUAAAGAUUUAAUGAAAAAUAAAUGGAAAUAAUGUCCCCUUUGGACAAACUAAUCAUGGAAACUUUAAAAGAAUUGUACAGAUUUUUUUAUUAUUAUUAUUAAAUGUCAGAUCAGGUUUUAUUUGGAAUGGAUCAAAUGAGCCCCCCACCUCCCCCUAAAUACUCCUCCAUCAGUUGAUCAUCUCCUUCUCAUCUCCGCUGCACACGGGACGCCCCGGCUCCGCCCCGCGCCUGAGGGGGGAGGAACAGACUUUCCGUGGGACGGGUUUUCUGUGGAAGGAGCGAGGACUCCGUGCUCCAGAGACGGAAGGUCUCGCCGCCUCUCUCAUGUGCGCACGUUUCAGAGGCCUGCUCCCCCGCAGCCUACGUCCCGCCAACAGAUCACGAACUCCUCGGUCGGCGUGGAGAUGAAUCCCGACGAUUAGCAGAUUAGCCUAAAGGACAGAACUGGUGUUUUUAUGUUUUCCUGUAUUUUUGCCAAGCUUCCCUUCCUUCAUCGUCUAACCUGAGCCGCCGUUAACUCCUCCUGUUUUUAUUUUGCCUCUCUGAUUGAUUGCACUGUUCACUGCAGUCUUAUUUCCCUGUCAGAGUUUAAACCUUUUUUUUAAACAGUUACUGCCAACAUAGAAUAAAGAAAUGAUAGAUUUAUCAGAAGCUCAGCAGAGCCUCUCAUUGGACUGUUGCCAUAGCGGCCGUAGGCUGCCAGGAAACAGGGUGAAUCGGCGUCUGAUGGGACCCUGUUGAGUCCUCAGGAAGUGCCCCCCUCCCUCCCCUCUUCUGUGUUUCUGCUGCCACCAGCCUUGUUCCUCCUACAGCCACAUAUCAGCGCCUCUCCGCCGUGGAUGGACCCACCGUCUGCCAGCGAAGGAACCGUGACCUUCGCUGGUUUUUAACUCUUUAUUUUUGGUGUUUAGAUUAUUUUUUUCUUUUGUUUCCAGAUGUGUGUAAAACCCGAACCGUGCGUUCGGUUCUGGAGCCGGUCGCUGUCACCGUGCAGAACAUUGGGAACUGCUGACUGAUGCAGCGUUUUCGGUGUCCAUGGCGACAGCCAGGCUCACUGUUGGGAGCGUUAAAAUAAGAACAAAUGGGAAUGAACUUUUAGGACUGGGUUCACUGGUUCUGGACUGGAACCGGAGAGGCUGAAGCGGCUCACAGCAGCGGUCGCUUUCGAUUGGGAGAGUUUGAAAGCAGACGGAGAAGGAGGUGCGGUGGAAGCGUCUGUCCUCUGAGCGGGUUCCAAAGGCCUAGAGAUGCUAUCAGAAAUCUAAACUUUGAUUUCUCUUUUAUAAAUAUAUAUAUAUAUAUAUAUCUAAAUAAACAGAUGUGUGUUCAUAUUCGGUAUAGAACACGAUUAGCACACCAGACUGAGCAUGAGGUCGACAUGCUCCGUGUGCUGUGGUUAGAACACGCCAUCGUCAGCUGUGGUUUGCUGUACACUGGAGAAACAAAAGAUGUCCAAUUUUCCCUUCAUGGAUUAAAUCAAGUAAUAAACGUUUUAAAGAAAUAAAUAUUUGACACAUAA
Messenger RNA from Cyprinodon variegatus (sheepshead minnow), 2455 nucleotides. RefSeq names its product RAB35, member RAS oncogene family (gene rab35b). Gene Ontology annotation, biological process: endocytic recycling. Gene Ontology annotation, molecular function: GTPase activity; GTP binding. The transcript is spliced from 6 exons. The record is from RefSeq and is a predicted model, not a curated record. The coding region runs from base 233 to 838 and encodes 201 amino acids. Gene Ontology annotation, cellular component: endosome membrane; plasma membrane. NCBI's taxonomy places the organism in Eukaryota, Metazoa, Chordata, Actinopteri, Cyprinodontiformes, Cyprinodontidae.